Molecule: messenger RNA, 1506 nt
Organism: Oncorhynchus keta (chum salmon)
Lineage: Eukaryota; Metazoa; Chordata; Actinopteri; Salmoniformes; Salmonidae
Gene: lrrc61
Product: leucine rich repeat containing 61
Exons: 4
Coding region: 1052-1393 (113 amino acids)
Biological process (GO): outer dynein arm assembly
Cellular component (GO): cytoplasm
Molecular function (GO): protein binding
Source: RefSeq, a predicted model, not a curated record
CCCCUGAACAAGGCAGUUAACCCACUGUUCCUUGGCCGUCAUUGAAAAUAAGAAUUUGUUCUUAACUGACUUGCCUAGCUAAAUAAAGGUAAAAAUAUAUAUUUUUUUUUCAGACGUAAAUAUUGUUCCCGUUUCAUCUGCUCAAUUGUAUUUUCCCCGUGUAUUAGUAGAAAGAGGAUACGUAGCCUCGUUUUUCUAGUUUUUUUUUUAUUUUUAUUUUUUUAAUAUAUUUUUUUAUUAACAACAAAUCAAUACAUAAAGCACAUGAGGGACCUCGUUUUUCUAGUUCCAGAACACAGCCGCGGUGAUAGCUACGUUACCGUAACAAACCAAACCGCGCAUGUCCUCCGGGAGUCAUCUUUAAGGGUGCGUUAGUAAAUCAGAGCGUUUCACUCCGGACGCCCCGGCCGAGGAGUAAGGUUUGGUCUGACCGCAACGGCAGCGGACAAUUUAAUGUUAAUUGUCUAAAAUGACCAAGCUACUUUUAGACACAAGUGAUAGAAAUACUUCUGAACACGUUGACCAUCUUACUCACCCAGCAGAGCUGGUUAGGUUGUUUAUGUAAUCUAGAGAGUUGGUGACUGUAUUUGUGCUCCAGGCAAUCAUUUUAGAUCAUUUUUUUUUGCCGAUGUUUAAUUGAUCCCGGUCACAUUGAACCGGCGUUGCGCAUUCAUAAAUUCAACAGUUCUUCUGCUCCCUGGUGCUCAGAAGCUCUGGUCGGACCGGACAGAGGGAUUUCAGGUCAACAUGACAUUUUUUCUUCUCGUUUCGGGACACAGUAAUACAGUUUGUUGUGGCUCGCUUCGGUUUUAACUGAGUAGCAACGUUUUCGCGGAAUCAUUUGCUUCCAACAAGUGUGCAAAAAAUUAGGCAUCAUGUUAGCCCACCGUGCUAGCUAGCUAAUCCCGUAGCUACCUGCACUGGUUAGCGUUACCGUCGUCAGCUCUGUCCUGCAACAUCAAGGACAGAUGACAAUUUCACUCCAAAUUAUCGAAGAAAUCACUAUCCACUUCUAUGUUCGGUACACGAGCUAACUGACCUGAACUAUAACAUGAUGGAUUCAAAGAGAGACGUGAAAGAUCAAGAAACCGAGAGAGUCUCCAAGGUGACAGCUGUUCUGCUGAAGUCCCGGACAGGAGAGUUUGAUCUGGAAUCUAUUCUGUUCCUGAAGCUCCGAGGUCUCGGGAUCUAUGAUCUAGGCUGUAUCGGGGACUGUAUAAAUCUGGAGAGACUGGAUCUGUCUGGUAACAACAUCACGAACCUGGCUCCACUCUCUUCUCUGAGACUACUACAGAUACUCAAUGUGUCAGCCAACAGGAUCUCUAACUUAGACAUUUCCUGCUGUGACAGUUUACAGAGCCUAAAUGUGGCUGGGAACCUCAUAUCCAGGUAAAUAUGUAUUUACUAUUUACAGUACUGUGAGAACGGUGUAGGCCUGAUAAGUGCUGAUAAUACCAGGUCUAAUACCAGUGUAGGUCUAAUACCAGGUCUAAUACCAGUGUAGGU